Messenger RNA from Bufo bufo (common toad), 1907 nucleotides. RefSeq names its product pre-mRNA processing factor 18 (gene PRPF18). Bases 80 to 1138 code for a protein of 352 amino acids. The transcript has 11 exons. Gene Ontology annotation, cellular component: U5 snRNP; U4/U6 x U5 tri-snRNP complex; U2-type post-spliceosomal complex. The record is from RefSeq and is a predicted model, not a curated record. Gene Ontology annotation, biological process: RNA splicing; generation of catalytic spliceosome for second transesterification step. NCBI's taxonomy places the organism in Eukaryota, Metazoa, Chordata, Amphibia, Anura, Bufonidae.
AGCAGUACAGUCUCUUCCGCUGUAAACAGGAAGUGCGGUGCUGGUGCCCGGAGUGCUGUGCAGUUGGUGCCCGGCCGGAAUGGACAUUCUGAAGGCUGAGAUAGCGCGGAAGAGGAAGCAGCUGGAGGAGAAGGAGCUGGUCGGGGAAAGUAAGAAGUAUUUCAAGCGCAGUGAACUUGCUGAAAAAGAAAGGGAGGCUUACUUUGAGAGAUGUGGCUUCCAGCCUUUAAGUGAGAAGCCAACACAAAAGGUUCAAAAUACAGAUGAAGAAGAAAAGCCGUCAACGUCGAACAAUCCUGUACUGGACUUAGAGCUGGCAGAAGAGAAAUUGCCUAUGACUCUGUCUAGGCAGGAGGUCAUACGGAGAUUGCGAGAGAGAGGUGAACCCAUCAGACUGUUUGGGGAAACAGAUUACGACUCAUUUCAGCGCUUACGAAAGAUAGAAAUUCUUGCUCCAGAAGUGAAUAAGGGAUUAAGGAAUGACCUGAAAGUUGCUUUGGAUAAGAUUGACCAGCAGUAUUUUAAUGACUUGGUGGCUGGUCAAGAACAAACAGAAGAUGAUACUACACAGAAUGACCUAAAAGUUCAUGAGGAAAACACCACAAUAGAGGAACUAGAGGUUUUGGGAGAGUGUCUGGGACAAGGCGAUGACAACAGAGACAUGGAUGUCAUUAAUAAAGUUCUUAAGUUUCUCUUAGGAGUCUGGGCCAAAGAUCUGAAUGCACGAGAAGAUUAUGUUAAGCGGAGUGUGCACGGUAAACUUGCAAGUGCCACACAGAAGCAGACUGAGUCCUAUUUAAAACCACUCUUCAGAAAAUUGCGUAAAAAGAACCUUCCUGCCGACAUUAAAGAGUCAAUCACGGAUAUUAUCAAAUUUAUGCUGCAAAGAGAAUAUGUGAAGGCCAAUGAUCAUUAUCUCCAGAUGGCAAUUGGGAAUGCUCCAUGGCCCAUUGGUGUGACUAUGGUUGGUAUUCAUGCCCGUACAGGCCGUGAAAAGAUUUUCUCCAAGCAUGUGGCACAUGUGCUGAAUGAUGAAACGCAGAGGAAAUACAUACAGGGGUUGAAGAGACUAAUGACCGUUUGUCAGAAACAUUUUUCAACGGACCCGUCAAAGUGUGUAGAAUACAAUGCAUUGUGAAUGUGUCUAUGAAGCUUGUAUUCACAACUACAGUUAUCGCCUAUUUUUUCUAUUGGAAAGAUUUGUUAAAUUAUUAAAAUUAUUAUACAUUUUAAUGAAAGAAAAUGGACUUUUAUGAAUGGUAAAAUGUCUUUAAUUUUAAAUGUGUUUUCCGAUGGUGGUGGGGUAAAUAGUACUUUUGUGUGUUAUAAAGAAGCUUCCAAGUCAGGCCCUCUUAAAUGUUACCAAGAUAUGGACCCGAGUAACAGAAUUUGCACCUACAAUACAUGAGGUUGCUUCUUCAAAUUCUCUCUUCUGUAAAGUACUCCUAGGCAAGCUACUCGUAACUCUUGUGGUUGUAUGAGGGCCAGUGGUUCGUACAUUACGUUCCUGUCCCUUUCCUUUGCUGCUAAUGGAGGAAAAUUUAGACUGAACUCUUCAGGUGGGAAAUUUCACUUGAAUCUAGUUAAAAGUUGGUAUAUGUAUUCACUUGGGAAAGGGGGAAGUUGUUGCAUAAUCUCCUCAGGAUCCAAUUCCACAGAUCUUCAUAUAAACAGGAAGUUAUCUUCUGUAACUCAAGAAUCUUACUGUCAUUACAUUUUUUUUCUUUUUAAGAAAAAUCAUGAUUUUGCUGUCAAAGUAAACCAACAGAUAGUUGGCAUAGAGCUAUACAAAUGCGUCUAUCCCUGCACCAGAUUUAUCGUUCAGCCUGAGCCACUGUGAUAAAUCUGUUGAAGGUCUAGAUGCCAUCUAUGAGUUUAGUAAAUCUGCCCAAAUAUAUUUUUGGAUG